AUGGCCCUUGUUGCCGAUUCCUUCCAUAUGCUGAGUGAUGUUGCUGCUCUAGUCAUAGCUUUUCUGUCUGUAAAAAUGUCGCCCAAGAAAUGGUCUAAGAACACGUUCGGAUGGGCGCGCGCCGAGGUGUUGGGCGCGCUGGUGAACGCCGUGUUCCUAGUGGCCCUCUGCUUCAGCAUCACGGUGGAAGCGAUGCAGCGCUUCAUAAAGAUCGAGAUCAUACACAACGCCAAGCUGCUGGUCGCCGUCGGCACCCUGGGACUGAUACUGAACAUCGUCGGGCUUUUCCUGUUCCACGAGCACGGCAGCAGCCACGGGCACACGCACGGCGGGGUGCCGCCGCCGUCCAACGUGCGCCACCUCACUGAGAUCGUGAACAGCAACGCGGACAUGGCACUUGGCCACCAGGCGACCGACACCGAGGAGACGGACGAGAUGGUGCCGCCGCGCGCGGACAAGGUCACCGGCAGCAAGCAGUCCGCCGGCAGGGUGGCCAGCGACCCCGGCCAUCUGAACAUGAAGGGGGUGUUCCUUCACGUCCUCUCUGACGCCCUGGGUUCUUUAAUUGUGGUUGGCUCCGCGCUCGUCGUAUGGUUGACGGACUGGCAGUACAAGUACUACAUCGACCCGGCGCUCAGUAUAGUCUUGGUCAUACUGAUCCUCGCCUCCGUUUGGCCCCUUCUCAGGGAGUCGGCCCUCAUUCUGCUGCAGACCGUACCCACGCACAUACAGGUGGACGCGAUCCAGAGGCGGCUGCUGGAGAAGGUGGACGGGGUCCUGGCCGUCCACGAGUUCCACGUGUGGCAGUUGGCCGGCGACAGGAUCAUCGCCAGCGCGCACAUAAGGUGUAGAAACCUAUCGGAGUACAUGAAGAUAGCCGAGAAAGUGAAGGAGUUCUUUCACAACGAGGGCAUCCAUUCGACGACCAUCCAGCCAGAGUUCAUCGAGCUCCCUUUGGACGGAAACGAGGUAAUAAGUGGCGUUUCGGCGGACGCGCCAUGCGCCCUCCACUGUCCUGCCAACGAUCUGUGUCACAACGCGACAUGCUGUGGCCCCAAUCAGCAGGAGCGCACAACGCCAUCACCCUCUGUGACACCAUAUCUUUGUCGGCAGCGCAACAUGGGAUCUAGGACAGAGUCAAUGAACUCCAAUAUGGCGGCGGCAGGGCAAAGUGGGGCCACCACGAGGAACCUGGAUGCCCUAGAAUGCGGGUCUUUGUUGCCCUCUCCAAUGGUGGUGGAUGGGAGGCUUUCAGCU
This is a messenger RNA of Iphiclides podalirius (scarce swallowtail), 1257 nucleotides long. Lineage: Eukaryota; Metazoa; Arthropoda; Insecta; Lepidoptera; Papilionidae. The record is from the annotation of a GenBank genome assembly.